AUGUGGUAUCGUCCAAAUUUGAUUUCCAAUCAAGUUUCCUACUCUUUUGGUCUAAAAAUUGAAAUUGUUCAAUUGCCAGAGCAACGAUGUAUUCCGAUAGCCAAAGGAUCAUCGAUUGAAAAGUUUAUUGGGUUUUUCCCCACUUCAGAUACCGACUUUGGUAUCCAGAUUGACAACACCAAUAACGAUAGACGCAUAUCAUUUAAUUUGAAAGGCACCAAGGAUUUUGGAACUUUCGUCGUCAGAGCUGGAAGCAAAGCCCUACUGAAAACUGUCACCGACAAAGGCCGACAUCUUCAUUUUAUCAGUCAAUUAAGCGACAAAGGUAAACAGGUGGUGGCAGCAAAUGCCGCGCGUAGCAACAUAACCUACAAACAGUCUUCCGAAAUUUGCUCAAGACUGGUGUUUGAUGUUGCUAUUGAGGAAAGCAAAUUCGCCGUUUGUGUAAAAACUUUGGCAGAUAAAGAACUAGAAUUUAAGGUAUCGUCCAAUGAUACUGUUGAAACAUUGAGACUCUUGAUUGAAGCCAAAGAAGGAAUCCCGGUCGAUAAACAGAGAUUGGUCUUUGAGGGCAAACAAUGUGAAGACGGUCGCUCAAUGAAAGAUUAUAAUAUACAAGCUGGUAGUACUCUCUAUUUGCUACUUAGAUUAUGUGGUGGUGGUGUAUGCUCCGACACGGUUGAAGGUGCUGAUGACGUCAAGCAAAGGUUCAUGGCUUCUUCUACGUCCAACAAAAAUGGCGACAUUGAACGUGGAGCAAUUUGCUUUGGAAAAAAAACCAAUCAAACUUUUACAAAAUGUCGCGAUUUCAACAGAUCCGACGUUGAUAAUGCGAAAUCAUUCACAUUGGAAUUUUUUUUCAAUCCAAACAUGUAG
Messenger RNA from Brassicogethes aeneus, 876 nucleotides. Lineage: Eukaryota; Metazoa; Arthropoda; Insecta; Coleoptera; Nitidulidae. The record is from the annotation of a GenBank genome assembly.